AUGUUUCGAAAAUUACUUUUGUCAAGAAUAUUUAUUGUACCAACAACAACAACAUCUUUUUCUUAUCGCUAUUUAUCAGUAACACCUUCAACAGUCUUGAAAACGGAAGAUCUAUCUCAUCCAUCCCAUCGUCGUGCAAAAAUAUAUAAUUUGAAAUUAGGUCAAUUAAUGAAAUAUUACAAUGAUUUAAAUCAAAAUGAAAAAUCAUUAAAAUUAUUUGAUUCAACACUUGCAAAAGGUAUUAAACCUGAUUCACAUAUAUAUUCAUUGGCAUUAUUGACUUGUGCAAAUUUAAAAAAUCUUGAUAAAGGAAAAUGGCUUCAUAAACUAGUCGAAUCAUCGUCUGAGAUCGAUAUAAUUGAAAAUAAUAUUAUUAAAAUAUCUUUAAUGAAAAUGUAUUCACAAUGUGGACAAAUGAAAGAAUGUGAAAAUAUAUUUUUUGAACAAAUUCGACAGCAUGAUAUUCAUACUUAUACAGGAAUGAUGCAAUGCUAUGAUUAUAAUCAAAUGGCUGAAAAAAUUAUAAUUUUAUUUGAAAAAAUGAGACGUAAUGAUCAACACAUUCAACCGUCCGUUACACUGUAUAUGUUAAUAUUACGAGCCUGUGCCAAAUUACGUAAUUUAGAAAAAGGAAAAGAAAUUCAUGAACUAGUGACUCAAAAAUCAAUGAUGAAGUCUCAAAUUCUAUCAAUAAUAAUCGAUAUGUAUUCUCAAUGUUUUGAUGUUAAAUCAGCUGAAAUAUUAUUUCAGACACAAACAAAAUAUUCGGUGUAUACAUAUAAUUCAAUGAUGAAGUGCUAUAAUUUGAAUCAGAUGCCUCAACGUACACUAGAACUCUAUGCAAAAAUGAAAUUCAAAAAGAAACAAGAAGAAAUAGAAAUGAAUGUACAGACAUUUAUUAACGUCUUACAAGCCUGUUCAAUGAUUGCACAUGUCUGUUUAGAGGAUGGUCAGGCGGUGCAUGCUGAACUAUUGUACAAAUAUAAGAACUUAACGAAAUCGAUUGAAUUACAAAUUGCACUAAUUCAAUUCUAUGGUCAUAGUGGUGACGUUCAAAGUGCAAAAAAAAUAUUUGAUCAACUAGGAAAAGGUAGACGGACAAUAGAAAUAUGGAAUGCACUCUUGAAUUCUUAUGCGAUUAAUGCGCGCACCAAUGAAGUAUUGAAAUUAUUCAAACAAAUGAAACAAGAUGGUUUUAUACCUCAAUCUCAAACAUACUCUAUUGUUUUAUAUUCGUAUGGUCAGUUAAAAAUGAUUGAAGAAGCAAAAAUAUUAUUUGAAUCGAUUGAAGAAAAAAAUAAUUAUAUUUAUGGAACUAUGAUUGAUACAUUAGUCCGUAACAAACGAUAUGAUGAGGCACAAUUGUUGAUUGAACAGUAUGAAAAGGAGAAUGUAUCAAAUCCUAUUCUCUAUUUGAUAGUAUUAGAUGCAGCUAAAAAUGAUGGAAAUGUGAUUGAAAUAUCGAAAAUAACUGAAAAAUUAAAACAAUUCGAAAAUAAAAUUGAUUUACAAUAUUACACAUCAUCACAUGUUAAAUUAGGAAAUGCAUACACAGUACAAGGUCAGUAUGAACAAGCUAAUCAUAUUUACUCCAUGAUCACAAGUAGAGAGUAUGUGGACAUUUCUGAUAUAUCGUGGGUAAAUAUCAACGGUAUUAUUCAUUCACUCUAUUCUAACGAUAAACAACAUCGAAAUAUAGAUGAAAUUGACGAAGAAUUAAAUAAAUUAGAUAAACAAUUAGAUGGACGAUUAAACUUAUCAAAACAUAGUGAACUAUUAGCGUUAGCAUUAGCUUUAAAGAAAACGACUUCCACAAGACCAAUUCGAAUAACAAAAAGUUUACAAAUUUCUUUAAAAUGGAAAAUUCUUAUUGAUGAACAAAUCAAAUCAUAUUUGGAAACAGCAGACGUUCGUUUGAUGACAACACUAUGUGCAAUUAAAGAAACAGAAUUAUUAGGACCAUUGGGCCAUGGGCCAAUGUUAAUUUUGAAACAAUAUCAGAUUUUCAAGUGUAAUCAUUAUCCAUUAAUAUCAGCUGAAAAAUGUAUAGAACAAUUAUUAGCGAAAGAAAUAAACAAAAAUUUUUUUAUUGCAUCACAGUCAUUAUCACUGCGUACUUACAUUCGUGCUCAUUAUCCUUCGUUACCCACACUGUUGAUCACUCAUAAUUCCAUCAAUUUAGAACGUCCAUCUGAUAUUUCUCAUUCAUAUGUGAAUGAAACUCAAACAGCUAAGUUAAAUUUAACAAAAUAUGAACAGGAUACAUUAAAACAAAUUAAACAAGAUGUACUACCGACAACUGAUGAAAAACCAAAACCAAAGAGAAAGAAAAUACAGGAACCAAAUCCGUUAGCGAGAAAAAAGAAAAAAUUGAUGAAACCAAAUAAAAUUGCUGUAAUUAAACAUAAAAGAAAAACAAAACGACGAAAAAUGAGAAUGGCACCGCAUCUUUAUUUACAUGGUGAUUAUGAGCAAAUAUUAGAACGAAAAGAAAAUGUUUUAUUUAUAUGUAAUCAUCAAAGUUCAGUUGACUGGUUAAUUGUGAAUAUGUUAGCUGUGCGACAAGGCAGUCUGGGACAUAUACGUUAUGUAUUAAAAGAAGAUUUGAAAUGGAUACCACUUUAUGGCUGGUAUUUUUGGCAGGUACUGCAAUUUCAUCGGCAUCUUAUUGUUCUACAUUACACAGAGAAAGAUCGCUGUUGACUGAUUUUAUUUGGCUAUUCAUCACUACAUGCACGACUGUUUUUAUUCACCAUAAAAAGGUACCGCUAGUUUAUAACAUUUCAAAUGAUUAGCUUUCUAUUAUAGAGUAAGAUAGAGAUUUAUAAGGUGCAUCUGACUAUAUGCUUCUUAGGACUUGGCGUUGUACUACAGUUCUUGUUUGAACUAAAAAGGUUGGGUAUUGGGUACCUCUGUGAUAUCUAUGUAUAUAAAAUUUCUUUUUUAUUUCUACUUUUUUGACAAACGCAUUUUACCGUUAAAUAGGCGAGUUGAUCGU
This is a messenger RNA of Didymodactylos carnosus, 2998 nucleotides long. The record is from the annotation of a GenBank genome assembly. Lineage: Eukaryota; Metazoa; Rotifera; Eurotatoria; Philodinida; Philodinidae.